CCGAGCCGUCGACGUCACACGUCGUUAGUACUCUGCACGGUGAGGAACUCUGGCGUACCACCUGUUAUCCCAGGACGAAACCGCUCGGUUAUCAUUCACGCACGAGAAAAAAAUAUAUAAAUCGUAGUCUAUCGAGUCUCGAGUGAAGAGGACCUCGAGGUAUAUCGCUGUGUGCCCACGGAACACCGGAAGUUGCUUCGUCAGGAUCGCGGCUCGAUAAGGUCUCGAGGGAAGGUCCUCGAUUUGACGUGCCUGCCGCGUUUCCCCAAGGAAUCAACCCAUAUUCGAGUUUGUUUCGAGGAAGAGAUUUCUCUGUGAAGAAGACAAUUUCUCAGCGACGACGCUGUCAACGGCUACGACCUUGUAACUCGAAAGAUAGUUCCUGUUAAAAACAUGGUCUUUAUCAAGGUUCUAGUGCCCAUUUUUCUAGUGACCAUAACUAAAGGACAACCACUAUCAUACACCACUUAUGAUGAAAGGGAAUUGUCUCAGGAACGUCCGCCAUUUUUGCUACUGCUGAAUCAUCGUAUUCCGGAUUUGGAGAAUGAAAUGUUUGACUCGAGUAACGAUCCUGGAUCAACGGUGGUCCGGACCAAGCGAAUUGGAUCCUUGUCGAUCGUGAACUCCCUGGACGUGCUACGUCAGAGGGUCCUUCUUGAACUGGCUCGACGCAAGGCGAUGCAAGAUCAGCAACAGGUCAAUGCCAAUCGUCGUUUGCUGGAUGUAAUUGGUAAAAGGUCGUUGCCUCUGUUCACCAAUGACGUAUCCAAACCCAUGACGAGAACGAGGAACGGGAUCGAAUACGCGAUCGAACAAGAGGAGAAGAAUCAUGAUCGAAGUAUCACACCAGACAAAGUCCCCGAAAGACUAGACGACUGGUUCCAAAUAGACGAUCCUGCUUUUCGAGAAAGACAUGACGAUCAAACACGAAGGGUGCAGACAAACGAUUUGCGUUUACUCUAAUCAACUUGAAGAACAAAAUGGAAUCACAAUCAACUCUCGCUAUUACGGUUUUUUAAAUAACAAGCCGAUUACCAUAUAAUUUAUGUAUUAUUCGUCAUAUUCCUCAUGUUUUACCAUAGACCCAUACAUUUUACAUACAUACCUGCAAAUUACUCGCAUACCGAACACGGAGUAACGUGUGCCUCAUAGUCUGCAAUAGCUCAGGAAAUUUAAGAAACUCUAAAAAUGUUUCAGUAUUUCUUUCUGAAUUCUCACUCAACUAGAAAAGGGAAAAAAUAAAAACAACAAAACAAAGAUGGCUUUCCUACGUUUAAGAGCUCAUGGUAAGAGUUUAUUAUAUCAAGUCAUCUUAUAUUGCAGUUCAAACUCCGUAUUGUAUUUAUUUUUUGAUUUUUUCCUUUUCAAUAACGCAGAAUCCUGAAACAGAACAGUAUUAUAUGUUGUGAUCUCUUCAAGUCUGUCUAAUCAAUCAAAAACCUCCGCAUAAGACAUCCAAUGUACAACUUUUGAUGUAAUUUAUUGUAAAUGUUACUUCAUAUUAAUGUUAAGUUUUAAGAGCAUAACAAUGGUGGUACCAGAAGGUAUUUUAUUAUAAUUAUUUAAAUUGCCAAGGCACGAAACAGUUUUAUGACAUUAUACUUACCUGUUGUAUAGUAAUUUUUUUUAGACAUUUAUGUAUUCACUUAAUACCUUACUCUUAUUUAUAAUAAGGUUUAAACAUGUUAUUUGUAAAAGGAAAAAUUGUACAUUUAAUGUAAUGUAAUUAUUAUUUUAAUACCGAUAUCUGAUCUUUAGAUUUACUUUGGAAACAUUUCAAUCAUGCAAAUGAUAAGUGUAUUUGAAAAUAAAUGUUUCAAAAAGAUAUGUUUACCUAAGCAUCUUUUAUGUACAUAGUUUCUUUGUUAGAUAUUAUUUUGAUUUGCGUUCAUGUUAUUAUGAAUACAUUGCUUCAUAUCUGCAAUACCCUUAAAAAACACAUGAUAAUGGAAUUGACUGUGUUUCAGUCAGAUGGUAUACCAAAGAAAUACUGUACUAUGUGCAAAUCAAUGAUUCCCUAUUUUUAUGUUAUAAAUUAAUACGUAUACUCUGUUUAAAACGCUUAUCCCUAAAACUGAUAUGUAUGCACAUAUAUUCGCGUAAUACAUCGAAGCGUAAAUUGCUCUGUUCGACUACUCAAAUUUUAGUCUUAAGUAUUUUUAUGUUGUAUUAAAAAUAUAAGAUAUAUGAACGUCAUCAAUGUAACUAAUUUAAUAUAACAUAUUUUCUCAUUGUUCAACAUUUUCAUAUAUGUAUUAAUCUAUAAACCAAGUAUUUUUUCGAAGAUAAUUUUGUAUUAGUAAUAUUUUAGAAAUAUAACAAUGUAAUAAUAAAACACAGUUAACGCUUCUGAUGUUUACGGCGAUGUUAGAAAAUAGAUAUAACUAUAUAUUAUCAUUAUUUACAUGUUAUAUAACUUAUAUAACUUGUUAAAACUGUAUAUGCAUUCUAAAAUUACUGUGCAUAAAGUAGACAUAAGUUACUUAUUUAAAGAGAUUGUACAAUAUUGUUAUUUAUUUUCGAUUCUCUUUUUAUUCUAACAACAUAAAUUGCACAAAAUGUAGAGAAAAUAAAAUAAACUUCAUUUAAGACAGA
Molecule: messenger RNA, 2595 nt
Organism: Nomia melanderi (Alkali bee)
Lineage: Eukaryota; Metazoa; Arthropoda; Insecta; Hymenoptera; Halictidae
Gene: Dh44
Product: corticotropin-releasing diuretic hormone 44
Cellular component (GO): extracellular region
Molecular function (GO): hormone activity
Source: RefSeq, a predicted model, not a curated record